GGUAAUAUGAAUAUUAGAUUUUAUUGACUGAGAUUGCGACCAUGAGCUUUUGAAAUUUAUACAAACAAAAUGAUUUAUUAUAAUAAUAUAAAAGAAAUGGGAAGAGGGACUUUUGGUACCAUUCACCUUUGCGAGAGAAUACACGACAAGCAGAAAUUAGUAAUCAAGCAAAUUUAUUUGGAAGACGAUGGGAAACAGUUAAAGGCAGCUCAAAACGAAGUAGACAUUUUGAAAUCGCUAAAUAAUCCCAAUAUCAUUAAAUAUUAUGACAAUUACUAUGACCGAAAGGGGGUAUUUUAUAUCGUAAUGGAAUUUGCUAGUAAAGGGACUGUACAACAACUGAUCGAAAGAGAAAGACCGAAUACUUUCCCUCCUCAGUAUGUGAUGGACUUGUUUUGCCAAAUGUUGAUGGGUCUGGAUCACAUACACCAACACAAAGUUAUUCACAGAGAUCUGAAGACGGAAAACAUAUUUUUGACUGGAUUAAAAGGAGACGUUGUAAAAAUUGGUGAUUUUGGCAUAUCGAAAACGUUGAUAAAUGGGAAUAAAGCAUCUACAAUAAUCGGGACGUGUAAUUAUUUGGCACCCGAACUAUGUAAUGGUAAUGAGUACAAUUCAAAAACUGAUAUUUGGGCGUUAGGAUGCGUCUUGUAUGAAUUAUGCGCAAUGGAAAGAAUGUUUUCAGGAACUGUAUCCAACGUGGUUUUGUCGAUAGCAAGUGGUCGCAAAAAGCAGGUAAAUACGAAAAUGUACGGCAGACAAAUGCAAGAAAUUAUUGACAUGAUGUUACAAGCCAAUCCCGACAACAGACCUACUACCAAAGACUUGAUUACCGAUCCAGAUGUUUUCUCCACACUGUAUGCCUUGGGGCCCUCCCUGGGAUGUAUUGACGAAUAGAGUUUUAAUUUAUUUUUAAUAUGUGACCUGUUUACUUGUUAUACUUGUUUUUUAUUUGACAGUCCAUGUAUUGAUAUUUUAUGUACCAGUAAUAAUAAAGAAUCAAUUUUU
Molecule: messenger RNA, 1008 nt
Organism: Psylliodes chrysocephalus
Lineage: Eukaryota; Metazoa; Arthropoda; Insecta; Coleoptera; Chrysomelidae
Source: the annotation of a GenBank genome assembly